Messenger RNA from Mizuhopecten yessoensis (Yesso scallop), 3682 nucleotides. RefSeq names its product dentin sialophosphoprotein-like. The record is from RefSeq and is a predicted model, not a curated record. Bases 187 to 2400 code for a protein of 737 amino acids. Lineage: Eukaryota; Metazoa; Mollusca; Bivalvia; Pectinida; Pectinidae. The transcript has 9 exons.
AAUUGUCCCGGUUCGGUCUGUCCCGAGUCGGCUCGGUCUAUUGUACGACUCGCAACCAUGGAGAGUAGGGGCGUUUGAAAAUGGCGGCCCCCACAGUAGUGCUAUACCAUAGGAAUACCAAUAUUUAAUUAACACAAUUCCAUGAUUACUGCGAACUUCAGGUGUCGCUGAGAUCAAACACCAAUCAUGACGUCUUUGUACCCGGGCACGCUGUUUUACACCCCGGGACUCAACCGACGGUCAACGCCCACCAAGGCUGGCACUACCUCCGAGGAACUCUCAAAACGCUACAAAAGGUUGCCGUAUAAUGGUCGACCAUGGCCCGCAGCAAGCCCAGUGGCAGGGGUGUAUGACAUCAGUAACAGCAGCACGCAGCUCAUCAUGAUGAACAACAAAGUUCGCAAGCAGAGCAAGUUACGAGGCCACAAUGACCCAAACCAGGAGUCCGAGAGAAUCCCUAACCCUGACCGUCAUUCCCGAUCAUCAACUCCAGUCAACAAGGAAUUCCACACGAAGUGCCUGAACUCCCAGUCUCCUCGCUAUACACCCUCGAUCUGCAGCGAGCUGGAGUGGGGCACCAACUCCCCUGCCAAGUUUCAUGAUGGUUCCCCUGUCAAUCCAAAGAGGCAUACUUCAUGUCGAGUACCCACCGACCCGACAGCAUUCCAGAUUGGCAUGCUAACGGAGAGCCCUCGGCGCUCAUCAAGUCGCCUUUCCCUGCCAGCUCGGUUCCAGUCCAGUCCUCUCCUGACCCACCCGGAGCUAAAACCUGGAGAACGGGCAUACCUUACACACAUAGCACGCAUUUACAGUGCUGGCCAGAUGAUGAAGCUGAAACAGGCACAAUACAACCAGCUCCUCUUCAAGGAAAUGGAAAAAGGUCUGUAUGGCAGAGAUGAAGUCAUGAGGUAUGGAAAAUUUAUUAACAUGGGAAAAGACCGCCAAUACCAGAUGCCGAGGCCUGCCAAUGGGUUCCGGCGUGCCAUGUCCGCUCCACCCCAGAAAUACCAGGUGUAUGAUAGCAAUAUCAACAACGAUGACUCCUUUUCCACAGAAAAAUCCUCCGAUCCCAAAAGUAGUGAUAAUGAAGAGAAGGAAGGAAAGCGACCCAAGACAGGUGCUCCAAGGUCGACUAAGGGGCGACAGUUGUCACCAAGGUCGAGGACGGAGCAGACCUACAAAUCAAGUGCAGAAAUACCCCCAGCAAGGUCAAACAAAGGGCCCGCAAAGAAACCCCAGAUCAAGGCCAGGCCCAUUCAGAACAAUAGAAAUGAGGGACAAGGGGUCAAAGGAAACAACAAAAAGGAAGAAUCACCAGCAACAACAUCAACUGAAAGUUCGUCUGAUAACAACGGGCAUGAGGAGGGCACUAGCUCACAUCGGGAGGGAGUGGGUAGGCCAAAGUCUCGGCUAGGUCACGCCAGCACCAAAACUGCAGCAGAUGAACAGAAGAGAUCGGAAUCAGAAAGCAGUGGUAAAGAGAAUCCCUCGGACACCAGCACCACCUUCCAGAAGGUUCCACUCUCGUCCCCAAGGGAUGAACCGUUGCAAACAUCUGAAAAUAAACCACUAACCCCCGUGUUAGAAAAUCAAACAAGCUCUGAACAAAAUGACAGUAGUGAUAGUUCACAGGUCAGAAAAGAUGAUAGCAACACAUCUUCUGAUGAAAGUCAACAUCAACAAAAGUCAUCGUCUGAAGAAAGCAAAGUACAGCAAAGGUCAUCAGAUAACAGUGAAGGUCAACAGAGGUCAUCAGAUGACAGUGAAGGUCGACAGAGGUCAUCAGAUGACAGUGAGGGUCAACAGAGGUCAUCAGAUGACAGUGAAGGUCAACAGAGGUCAUCAGAUGAUACUGAAGGUCAACAAAGGUCAUCAGCAGAUGAAGAUAAAAGUCAGCUGAAAUCCUCACAAGAAGAGAGUACUGGGCAGGAUACCUCGGCCACAGAGGAUUACAGCAGAGAGGACGAACACAACACAAAGUCAGACUACACAACCUCUGAGGAAGCACAGCUGACGAAAUCAACAACAGAUAACACCUACACAUCUCAAACAACACAGGACAAAUCGGGGACCUACUCAAGCUCCGCUACACAGGACAAAUCAGGGACCUACUCUAGCUCUGCUACACAGGAUGUCUCCCCACGCGACAACUCAGACAGCACCAAUGUUGACACGUACACUAUGACCUACGACAGUUCUGCCACCAACCAGCCAACAGAUAAUACCACCUCUGAUCCCCAAAAUUUAAGCACAGAGAAGUCAAGCUCAGCAGAGGACAAAACGACCACCAAUUAUACUGACGACAGUAAGGUGCAGCAACCAAGACGUGAUUCUUUAGAACGUGAUGAUGUAGACGGUCCUCGACGUGUCAACAAGGAUAUUGAUACAAUAGAGUAUUGAGCUACACUGGUGUGUGGUGUUAUUGGAUCAGUAGUUUAACAAGCUUUAUGUCAUAUCAGUGUACUUGCUGUAGUACUAGAAUACAAGAAAUGGUUACCUUGGUAACUUGUACCGAGCCACAUGGCCUGUUAAUGUAUAUCUUGUCUAUGUUUAUCAGAUUUAUCAUUGGGUCAGGGGUAAAUUUUCAAAAAGGUUAAAAUAAGUGAUUGAUCAUCCUAUCUAUAUUUCAUUCAGUUCUUCAUUAUAAGGUUUGAUGAUAUCAUUUUUCAAUAAGUAUUGGCAAGGUAUGAUAAUUCUUGAAAAGGAAAUUGAACUAUAGUUGGUUUCUUUAAACUCUCUAAUAGGUUUUGAUCGGACACACAAAUAUUUGUUUAAACAAUGAAAAUGACAAUUGUUUUAUUCUCAUGAAUAAUAAGUGUAGAGAUUUUUUAUUUUUUUUACAAACCCCACAUAUAUCAUGAUGCUUUUAGGCCCAUGUGAGCCAAGUGCUUGAUAUUUAUAUUCUAGAUAUAUGAACCAUAGAACAAACUUGUAAUCAAAGAUCUACAGAACAAAUCAGUUUUAAAGACCUCCCUUAUUUUUGUGUUGUUGCUGUCCAAACAAAUGUAUAACAUUGCUAUCAUUUGCUAAGCAAGAUGGGACAGUUUGUGAGGGGAGAUAACUCUAAUUUAGACAUAAAGUAAUUUUCUGCAACAUGUACUAUUACACAUUGGAAAGUGUGUUUGAUAAUGAAAUGUACAUCUAUUGCAGUAUUUACUGAACAGUAUUUCAUCAUUAUCAUGUCUGUGAUUUUUGUUUUAUUUUAAUCACUUGUUUUUCUAGACAUUUUUAGAUUUUGUUAAUAUAAAGUGUAACCUGUUAUUCAUUUGUUUUUAUCACAUGAAGUGAUUAAGAUUGUUUUACAAUUUGUCAUGGAAGUGGAAUAUAUAUUAGUUUUGAAAAGUGUAAAAAGUAGGUUUUAGAUAAAUAAUUAUUUUUCUAUGACACUGUUAACUUAAAUCUAGCUUAAUACAUUAGGUUGUGUGGUAUGGGACGGAGUUUGAUCAUGGAUCUAUAACAAAGACUUGUUUUCAUUAGUACACUUUGAAAUUGAUUGCUUAGUGAAGUCUUUCAUUUACUUCUGUCCUGUAAUUAAGUAAUUUUUUGACAGAAAUAAUAGAAUGAUUUGUGUGUAAAUAUUCAAGUUAGUGGAGUUUUACAAGAAACCUGACUUUCAUUUACCCUAAAUGUAUAUACAAACCUUUCACUGCAGAUGGAUUUCAUUAAAUGCAUUACAAACAUC